GCGUCGUUUGAAUUCAAGCAAAACCCCAAACCCUCUCUUGAAGAAGGAGCGGCAUGGAUUGGCAAGAAGAUGAUCGUAGUUUCGAGUCUUCAGAAUCGUCAGACAAAUACCUGUUGGGCUUCAUCAUGUCCAACAUCGUGGGCCUGCAGCACCACUCCGGCACCCUCCACGGCGAGCGUCCUCUGGUGGGCCUGGCCCGCGAGCCCCACAACCCGCACGACCCUCACGCCAUCGUAGUCCUCAACACCCACAGCCUCUCCGUCGGCUACAUCGAACGCUCCGUCGCCGCCGCCCUCUCCCCCCUCAUCGACCAAAACCUCGUCAAAGUCGAAGCCAUCGUCCCCACCGCCCGCAAUGCCCACCGCAUCCCCUGCCAGAUUCACGUCUUCGCCCGCGUUUCCGACUUCAGCGCCGUCGAAAACGCCGUCGAGGACGCCGGGCUCAAGAUCAUCACCGGGUCCGACGCCUCCUUCACCCUCUCCGACUCCGUCGCCGUCAAGGAGACCCGCGCGCAGAAGAAGUCGUCCUCCGUCGACGCCAUUUUCAAGAAAGUCAACCGAAGCUACACCGGCAAGAACCCUGCUAUCCAAAUCCUGGAGCCUCCGAGGACCAUCAUCAGAACAGAGCUUCUCCAGCACCAGAAGGAGGGUCUCGCAUGGCUCGUCCAUCGCGAAAAUUCCGAUGAUCUCCCCCCGUUCUGGGAAGAAAAUGAAGGCAAAUUCGUGAAUAUCUUGACAGAUUAUCAAUCGGAUAACCGGCCUGACCCUUUACGAGGUGGUAUCUUCGCCGACGAAAUGGGGUUGGGAAAGACCCUAACUUUGCUUUCUUUGAUUGCUUUUGAUAAAAAGAGCCAAAUGGGUGUCUCGAAGAAGUGGAGAACUGACAGAAAGGUUGUUACUUUGGAGAAAAGAAGAAUGCGUGAAAGUGAGAAUGAAAGUGAGAGCAGUUCCCCUGAGAAGGGAUUUAGAACAAAUGCAACCUUGGUGGUGUGUCCUCCUUCUGUUAUGUCGACGUGGAUCACACAAUUGGAGGAACACACUGUGCCUGGUGCAUUGAAGACUUACAUGUAUUAUGGAGAAAGGAGGACGGAUGAUCCUUUUGAUCUCAAUAGGUAUGAUCUGGUGUUGACCACAUAUGGUAUUUUGGCUGGCGAACACUGUAUGCCCAAGAUGCCGGCUAAGAAUAUGUAUUGGCGGAGAAUUGUGCUGGAUGAGGCACACACCAUCAAGAAUUUCAAUGCUCUGCAGAGUUUGGCGGUUAGCAAGUUGAAUGCUCAGUGCAGAUGGGCUGUCACAGGGACGCCAAUUCAGAGUGGUUGCAUUGAUUUGUUUUCUAUAAUGGUCUUUUUGCGGUUUCAACCCUUUUCAGUGAGACAACAAUGGAGAGAGUUGGUGCAACGAUCUCUUAAUAAGGGCAAAGACAAAGGGCUUGUACGUUUGCAGAUUUUGAUGGAGGCAAUUGCUUUGCGAAGAACAAAAGAUAUGACAUUGGUGGGGCUGCCACCCAAAACCAUUGAGAUUUGUUAUGUCGAGCUUUCUUUUGAUGAACGUCAAAUGUAUGAUCAGUUGAAACAGGAUACAAAGAUAUUUUUGAGUAGGUAUGCCCAUGAUGACAGUCUAGUGCCCCAUUAUUCUGCUGUACUAAGUAGGAUUCUAAGACUUCGCCAAAUCUGUACUGAUUCAAAACUGUGGAAUGUUCAGUCGCUACUCCUUACAAAUAUUGAAGAUGCCUCCAAUAAUCCUGAACUGCUGCAAGCAUUACUUGGGCAGGUGCAAGAUGGUGAAGAUUUUGACUGUCCAAUUUGUUUGUCUCCCCCGAUAGAGAUUGUGAUCACACGUUGUGCUCACAUCUUCUGCCGAAUCUGUAUUCUGAGAGCUCUACAAAAUAAAAACCCAUGUUGUCCUCUUUGCCGGCGCCGCCUCAAAGAAUCUGACUUGUUCUCAGCCCCUCCCGAAUCUUCCAAGGUAGAUAGUGCUGGAGAGUGCUCAUCAUCACAAACAGUGUUACCCUCCAAAGUGUCUACAUUGAUAAAACUUCUUACAGAAUCGAGGGACCAACAUCCAGCUGCAAAGUCUGUUGUAUUUUCACAAUUUCGAAAGCUGCUAUUGUUAAUGGAAGAGCCUUUGAAUGCAGCUGGAUUCAAGACCCUGCGUCUUGAUGGGACAAUGAAUGCUAAACACAGGGCCAAUGUUAUUGAGCAGUUUCAAUCCCAAGGAAUAGAUGGGCCAACAGUUCUGCUUGCAAGCCUCAGGGCUUCAAGUGCAGGUAUAAAUCUGACAUCUGCCUCUAGACUGUACUUCAUGGAGCCAUGGUGGAACCAUGCAGUUGAGGAACAGGCGAUGGAUCGUGUCCACCGCAUUGGUCAGAAAGAGGCUGUGAAGAUUGUUCGAUUGAUUGCUCAAAACAGCAUUGAAGAACAAAUAUUGGUGUUACAGGAGAAGAAGAAACAACUGCCUAGGGAACCAUCUGGGACAGGAUUAAAGGGCAUGGGCAUAAAUGAUAUACAUUUCCUUUUAGAUCACUAGAGAUGGUUAUUGGUUACAUGAAUGGGGCAGUGAGUUGCUGAAUGUGAAUUUUGUCUGUUUGAUUCCCUCAAACUUUUGCUGUUGCCCUACAAUUUUGUUUGACUGAAACGACAAAGGGUGUAUGACUGCUUUUUGAUAUACAAAAUUAAGCAAGUGUAAAGUUGUUGGAUCAAAUGAGUAGUUUUUUUAAUGAUGGUAAACAGCUAUAAAUUUCUGCAGGAAUUUACUUUUUUUUUGGUUUAAAGGAGAAUUUACA
Messenger RNA from Glycine soja, 2781 nucleotides. Its product is annotated as putative SWI/SNF-related matrix-associated actin-dependent regulator of chromatin subfamily A member 3-like 1. The transcript has 3 exons. Gene Ontology annotation, molecular function: hydrolase activity, acting on acid anhydrides, in phosphorus-containing anhydrides; ATP-dependent chromatin remodeler activity; nucleic acid binding. Lineage: Eukaryota; Viridiplantae; Streptophyta; Magnoliopsida; Fabales; Fabaceae. The coding region runs from base 54 to 2525 and encodes 823 amino acids. The record is from RefSeq and is a predicted model, not a curated record.